Molecule: messenger RNA, 1191 nt
Organism: Rotaria sp. Silwood1
Lineage: Eukaryota; Metazoa; Rotifera; Eurotatoria; Philodinida; Philodinidae
Source: the annotation of a GenBank genome assembly
AUGGCUGAUAUAGAAGCUACAAGAGCUGAAAUUGUUUUUGCUUGGAUUGUGUUUCUAUUAAUUAUGAAAAAUGUUGUUCUCUUGAUUCUACUAGCAGUUCUUCGUCGACGAGCUGGUGUUUUUCAAGCACCUGAAGAUGUCGAGCAGUUUCAUGGACAACAGUAUGUAAACGAGAAUGAUGAUUGGUCUCUCAGUAGUCGUGUUAACCGAUGCCUUCGAAACGAUGCUGAAUAUGUACCAUAUUUCUUGGUUCUCUAUAUGAUUUUAUUUUGGACAUGGGAAGAAACAUCGACGCCUCCAUAUAUUCAAUACAAUCACAUCCUUGCACGUACGGUAACUUAUGGAGCAUCAUAUGAUCCUGUAUCAUCAUCGAACUCAUUAUUCAAAAUUGAUCCAUUAAGCGGAAAAUUUACACUUUUCACACCUUUAACGAAUUACAAAGCAUACGAUGUUACUUAUGAUUUUAUUCAUAAAAUUUUCUAUGUUUUUGGUAGUGAAGCAACGUUAGAAAAAGAAGCAGCAUUGUCAGUGGCCAUAGUUAAUCCAUUCAAUGGCACAAAAAAAUAUCGAACAAUUACGACAGAACGUUAUGCCGAACUAUUUGGUUUACGUGUUGAUAGUAGUACAGGAAAAUUAUACUCAGUACAAAUGGAUGACGCAUUAGAAAAUCCGACAAGUAUCGUUCAGAUAGAUCCAAGUAAUUUUAUAGCGAAACGAUGGGUAAAUAUAAGCAAAGCCAGUGGUGUACAACCUGAUUCUAUGGCAAUCUUUUUUAAUUCAACGGUUCAUCAAUAUUUUGUAACAGUGCCCUAUGAUUCUGAUUAUCUUGUUGGUAUUGAUGUCGUUAAACGAAAAAUAAUCAGUGAAAUAACCAAUUCAAAUUUACCAGCUUAUUUAUGUUAUGAUAAUAAAACGAAUGCUUUUUAUGGUAUGGAGAUUUUCCAGACAGAACGUGGCUGUCGUUUAGUGCGUUUAAAUCCAUAUAAUGGUACAAUGGAGAUUUUAUCCAAAGAUUUUAAAGAUUAUGAACCAUCGACUGGUGCUUGUCAUGAAGGAUAUUAUUUUACAAUGAUUGUCGAGGGUCUAGAUAAACAAAAUAUUGUCACAUUUGAUUUAAGCAAUAAAGCCAAAAUAAUUGCAAAUAAACCAGCACAAGAAUAUUUAGAUUCAUUUGCAUUUGUCCCACUUUAG